CUUAAUCAACAACACUAGCGAAGGAACAACAAAAGUUGUCUUCGACAGAGAACGGAAAAUUACCAUGGUGAAGAAGUGUAGACCAAUUGCAGAAAUCGCCGUGGUGGAGGUGGCGGCUGCGGCUGCGGCUGCUCAGGUGGGCGUGAAAAAGCGAGCUCGAGCUCUAGCCUCGGCGACAACAGAAAAAACAACGGUAAAAAAAAGGAAACUAAACAGCUCGGUCGAGGAGUUGGAAUUAUCCUCUCCGAAAAGGUAUAUCCAGGAGAGGAACCGCCAAAUCGUAGUGCAGGACUCGGCCGACGACCGGUGCUUAAGCUCUAGCUUAGAUCAUGAUGUGUCGUGCUGCUCAAGCAACGGAUCGAGUGAGAGGAUGGAAUCUCCAGAUCUGGAGGCGGAGGAUCUUGAAGUCGAGACAUCCACUAAUAUCAGCUGUAGUGAAAGUAGAGAAUCUACAAGGUGUGACCACCAACCAGAAUCAGACGAUCUGGAUUCAGCGUCAAAACCGUCAGCGGACAACUUCUGCCGAAGAUCACCGGUGGAGAAAAUACCGACAGAAGCGGAGCUUGAAGAAUUUUUUUCAGCGGCCGAGAAAGACAUCCAGAAGCAAUUCUUUGAAAAGUAUAACUACGAUAUUCUCACGGACGAGCCGCUGGAAGGACGUUACGAGUGGGUUCGAUUAAAGCCAUGAAGAAAAUGCCAAAAAGAAAGCUACUAAUUCUUUGAAAAUCAAAAAUGGCGGUUUCUCUUAGGUACCACUACUGGUUAAUUUAUAAUUUAGUUCUUCUUUUAGUGUUUUUUUUUUUUUUUUACUGUCAAUUCGAUGUACAGCUCUCGCCAUUAUAAAUUAGCGAGAAGUAGAAGCAAGCAAGCAGCUUUGCGUUGUAAUGAGUGCGGGUUAUACACAAAGCUUCUCUGAAAAAGUAAAUGUCAAAAUCUGCUUAGGGAAGAACGCAACGGUUUUGUAAUAACGAAAUCUGUUUUCAUUCGGCGGCUUUUAUGAUUUUUAGCCCAUUAUUUCCGCGCCUGUACUCUGCUAAAUCUGCUGCUUUCCUUCCAUUCAUUUUUGGUAUCUACUGAUCACUUAUUUCAGAUAUGAAUAUGGGAUGAUUAGACAUGCUUGAGAGGGAAAAGAAAAAAUGGAGGUUGUGAUAAUCUGAUUAGAGGAGAAUAAAGGGUUAAAAGAAGUCAUGGGCCCUGCUUAUGUUGGGCACGGAACGGAGGAGGAAGGCCACGGACCAUGCCGCGUCUGUUAUAGACACGUGUUGACGAUUAGAGAGAUGAUCUUAUCACCACCCCACCCCAGCUAGCACAACUCUCCAUUCCAUUUUCUUAUUUGUGUAAUAACACCGGACAAUCAAU
Messenger RNA from Rubroshorea leprosula, 1359 nucleotides. NCBI's taxonomy places the organism in Eukaryota, Viridiplantae, Streptophyta, Magnoliopsida, Malvales, Dipterocarpaceae. The record is from the annotation of a GenBank genome assembly.